Molecule: messenger RNA, 1638 nt
Organism: Lates calcarifer (barramundi perch)
Lineage: Eukaryota; Metazoa; Chordata; Actinopteri; Centropomidae
Product: DELTA-sagatoxin-Srs1a-like
Exons: 2
Coding region: 484-978 (164 amino acids)
Biological process (GO): cytolysis in another organism; monoatomic cation transport; pore complex assembly
Cellular component (GO): pore complex
Molecular function (GO): channel activity
Source: RefSeq, a predicted model, not a curated record
CAAAAGAUGGCUGUAAAUAGUUUUCAUUAAUGAAAUGAAUACUGCAUUAGUCAAUUAUUGUACUUAGGGGAAAAAAAGACAAAGUUCUCAGACAAAAUGUUCCAGAAUAUAGUGAAACUGGAUCACCUAAAGGCUGCUGGUGUAGUGCAGUUAUUCAGCUAAAGGGGUGGACAUCAUUACUGACAUUGGACUUGUCAAACAAGUAAUAAUAUUAAAAUACAAAUUCCAGAUAAAUGAGUCAUUGCCAGUGCCCAGCAUGGUAUAUGCCGGGUCACUGCUGGUGGCAUAACCUUGCUCAGCAGAACACAGCCAUCAUUACUUGGUAUUAGUUCUAUCUGUGCUCUGACAAACAUUUACAUCAGUCACCAAAACACAGUUCACUGUCCCUCUCCUUCAGAGGUGCUGAAUUAAUUGAAAUGAUUCUGUCUUGUCUCUGGUUCACAGCCAGCCUCUCCCCCUGCCACUGCUGAACACCUCAUCACAAUGCCUCAUCGCAACUGCUCUGUUGAGAUUAACAACACCUCUAGCUGCUACAUUCUGGCCAACCCAAGGGUGUUCACUGAGAGUGGCUGCUGUGAGGUCCCUCUGCCACCCAUGGUGGGUCCCUGCUCCGCUGCCACUGCACUGUUCAACAAGACCACCGGUGCUGCAACCGGUGCAGUUGGUGUCUUCACCUACGACCUUUUCAAUGCUGACCUGAAUGACUACAGCCACAUCAUGGCUGUAAUGUUCUCCGUGCCCUACGACCGAAAUCUCUACUCCAACUGGUUCGCUGUGGGGAUCUUUGACAGAGGAAAUGACUGCGACUACAAUUUGUAUGAUAUUAUGUAUAAUGGAAGUGAAAACAAUUUUGUAAGAGCAAAAGCUGAUGGCUCCUGCAUUUCUUAUGAGGGAGAUUAUGUUAUUGUCAGUGCCUCCAUGUCAGACUCAGGUGAAGCUGUCCUGAGGGUGGAUGUCAAUGACACUGGCAUGUAUUAAGUCAAAAGAACGAAGAUCCAACUGUUGUUAUGUAAGCCAUAUCAGAUGAUCACAGUAACUUUAAUAAAAUAUCACAUAAGUUGUGUGCAUUAACCAAAAAUACUUACAAUAUGUGUGGAAAUGACUGUACACUAGAAAUUGGCUUUAAUAAGCUGAUGCCUCACAAAUAAAAAACAAGACUGGUAUGUAUGCGUCAAGUCAUGUCCUCUUUGCAUUUGUCCAUUAUUGAUGAAAUUCAGCCAUGUAGAAAUUGUAUUUGUCUAAAAUUCUUACAAUCAGAGUUAAUGCAGAUUUCUUUCAGCUGAUUAGACCUUUAGUGUGUUCUGUGAGACCCAGAUGAUGCAGAGCUGUUUCUGGACAUUUUUUAAUAUUAAUAUUUAUAUUAAUUAAAAUUCAUUAACUUGGUUUAGGUCUAGCUCCACAAUAACAAAACAUAAUCUGCCUCACAGCUUUCUUUAGAGGAACUCCUACAAUGUUUGGACAAUGUCCAAGCAUUUGACAGAGGAUGUGAGCAUGGAUCCUGCUGUAGCAGGAACAUCUGGAUGGGAUCUGGAUUAGACUCUCCACAACCCCAACUUUAAAAAAGUUUUACACUAAAUGUGAUGCAACAUGAUGGAACAGGACAAUUGUCUGAGAUGACUGAUCUGAAUUUCAUGAAGU